This is a messenger RNA of Nelumbo nucifera (sacred lotus), 1879 nucleotides long. RefSeq names its product ZIM-LIKE 2 (gene ZML2). Gene Ontology annotation, biological process: regulation of DNA-templated transcription. Gene Ontology annotation, molecular function: protein binding; zinc ion binding; sequence-specific DNA binding. The record is from RefSeq and is a predicted model, not a curated record. Lineage: Eukaryota; Viridiplantae; Streptophyta; Magnoliopsida; Proteales; Nelumbonaceae.
UCUUCGCAGUUCGCAAUUCGCAUGCUGAUCUUCUUACGAUAAAAAACACUAUCCUUUUUUACUCUCUCUCCCUGUAAACUCAAGCGCUCUUCAAAACCCUAGGCACAGGUCCGAUCAUUCGGUUGCCGGAGACAUUUUGCUCCGUCGGAGUCUAGGCGGAGAUCUCCAAAGGACCUCUGCAUGUUCAAUCUGCUGGGCAAAUUUAUCGGUUCUGUGGAGCAUCUACGGAGAUCAUCAUCAAGAUCACAGUAAAAAAUUCGAUCUUCUGUUGCCCACAAUAUUUCUCCGUCGGAAUCCUUUCACCCUGACUUAGAAGAAUCUAAUAUUUCAGUUCUUCAGGAAAUUCGUCACCGUACUGGAAUAUUACUAUUUUUAAUUAGGGCUUUGGUUUUGAUCUCGGAGCUCUGCGAAGUGCAAACGGAUUUUCGACCAACAAGUUUGGGUUUUUAACUCUCCAGUUAUGGAUCAGGAGGAACUCGGAUUCCUUCGUCGAGAUUGCGAACUUGGUGUUUGAUUCCCGAAAUUUUUCACCUCGAAUGCACAAGGCCAUAUAUUGCAUCAAUACGGUCUCUGAAGUAGCUAUUACUCUUCGAGUUAUCUGAAUCGUAUGCAAGCUGUCAUGCAUAUUCCUGGGCAGAUCGACAGCGUCCACGGUAGUGCUCCCCAGAUUCACGUUGCAGAAGGUCAACAUAUGCAAAUGCAUUACAUGCAAGAGCACGAACAAGCUCUGCAUCAUAACAGCAAUGGGAGUGGGAUGGAAGAUGAUCAAGAUGAUGGUGCAGGGAGCGAGGGCAUGGAGGCGGACGUUCCAUCUGACCAUGGCGCUCUCUCUGAUCCUCAUGGCUCAAUGCCACCUCGGAGUCAUGGAGGGAACCAGCUGACUCUCUCUUUCCAGGGAGAAGUCUAUGUCUUCGACUCCGUAUCUGCGGAAAAGGUACAGGCUGUGCUUUUAUUACUGGGAGGUCGUGAAGUUCCUGCUAGUGUGCCUCCACUUCCAAUAACAACCCAUCAUAAUAAUAGGGGGUUGUCUGAUGUUCCACAGCGGUUGAAUGUUCCCCAGAGAUUAGCUUCAUUGAUUAGAUUCCGUGAGAAGCGAAAGGAGCGUAAUUUUGAUAAGAAAAUACGUUAUACCGUUCGAAAGGAGGUUGCCCUCAGAAUGCAACGAAACAAGGGCCAGUUCACAUCUUCAAAAUCUACUAAUUAUGAUUAUGUGCCACCAAUAACAAGUUCAGAUCCUAAUCAACACUUGAGUACAGAGAGUAAUGGAGCCCAGCAAAAAGAGACUGCCUGCCGUCAUUGUGGCAUUAGUGAGAAGUCUACUCCAAUGAUGCGUCGUGGACCUGAAGGUCCAAGGACCCUUUGCAAUGCAUGCGGUCUCAUGUGGGCAAACAAGGGAACACUGAGAGACCUCUCAAAAACUGGACCCUUGCCACCUGCACAUAAUCCUUCAUCAAACCAGAAUGAGAAUGGUGAUGCGGAGGCUGAUCAGUUGCUUAUUCAAAAUGCUCCACAUGAUAACGAUUCCUCAUGACAAUCUUCAUGCCUCACUAUCCUGGGAGGAAUAUAAAGCAGGAAAUGAUAUAUCGAGUGAUGUCGGUGAGUGCUCAUCUUGUCCCCUUCUAUGAGAUCAAGGCCUUCCUCGUACGGAACAUGUGAUGUGACAUUGACAGGAUCCUAGAAAUACAAAUAAUUCUAUAUUAUUCAUAGCUUACGGUUUUAUCUUGCUUGUGACAUUGGCAGCCGGUUGAUAAGGCGUCAUCCUGUAUUUGUUAUUAACUUGUAAUUCAGUCGGACAGAGUAAGGAAGGACGUUUUAUUUAGAGUGAAAGUUAACUGGCUUGAUCCGUUAUGAAGAUUGAGAAAUUGGUUGUUGUUUUGGA